UCACUAGAUUCAUGUUUUAAAUAUCUUUGAAUAUCAUAGGAAUUUCAUAAGAUUUCAAAAAAAUCAUGAAAAACCCACCAUCUCUCAGCGAGCAUCUGUCCAAAUGCAUCCACACCCUCCAUGAAUGCCCCCCGCAUCCUCCAAGCUGAACUGAAAGCAACCCGGCCCCAGAGCAGCGUGCCACCAAACUUAUAGGCCGCAGGCCAGGCCCCGGCUUCGCUCGUCCUGAUCACUCCUACCAAUUCGCCAUCACCCCCAUCCAAUCCUCUGCUCAUCUUUGCUUCGCCCCUCCUCCACUUCACUUGCACCACAGAUCAGUCGCCAUCAUCAUCGUCGCCUCACCGAACGCCAUCACAAGAACCAAAUCUUGCAGCUGCCUGCUUAUAGCCCUAGCAAGGUGCAGGUAGCAGCUGGAUUAUUGGUCUCGGUCGGGAGGAGCGGAGAGAGGAGGCGUCCGUCCAUGUCGAGCCCCAUGCACGUCCGCAAGGCGAUCCACUUCGCGUCCCUGCGCGCAAGGCUCGCGCAGGGGAAGGGCGGCCUCGCGCUGCGCCUCCUCCUCGCCGCGGCGCUCGCCGGCUUCCUCCUCGUCUUCGCCGCGCGCUCGCUCUCCUCCCCGUCCCCGUCGCCGUCGACGGCUUCCCGGCGGCAGGAGGUGGCGGAGUGCGGCGGCGGCGACAAGGGGUUGCCGCUGGCGGUCGCCGAGGCGCUGGUGCACUACACGACCUCCAACACGACGCCGCAGCAGACCGCCGACGAGAUCGGGGUGUCGCUCCGGGUGCUGCAGCGCCGGGCGCCCUGCAACUUCCUCGUCUUCGGGCUCGGGUUCGACAGCCCCAUGUGGGCGGCGCUCAACCACGGCGGCCGGACGGUGUUCCUGGAGGAGGACGCGUCGUGGAUCGCCAGCGUCCGCUCCAAGCACCCGUCCCUCGAGUCCUACCACGUCACCUACGACACCGUCCUCACCGAGGCCGACGCGCUCCUCGAGCUCCGCGACCACCCGGCCUGCGUCGCGCAGCCGGACCUCGCCUCCGCCGCCGAGGCCUCCUGCCGCCUCGCCCUGCGCGGCCUGCCGCCCGCGUUCCACGAGCUGGAGUGGGACCUCAUCAUGGUGGACGCGCCGACGGGGUGGACGCCGCAGUCCCCGGGGCGGAUGGGCGCCAUCUACACCGCCGGCAUGGCGGCGCGCGCGCGCCGGCCCGGCGACGGCCCCACCGACGUGUUCGUGCACGACGUCGACCGCCCCGUCGAGGACGCCUUCUCCAAGGCCUUCCUCUGCGAGGGCUACCUCGCCGAGCAGGUCGGCCGGAUCAGGCACUUCGUCAUCCCGUCACACAGGGAGAAGGACGGCACGCCAUUCUGCCCUUGAGGCUUGAGCUCCACCACUACCAGCAUCAAGGCUCUGCUUUUCGGCGUUGCCUUUUGCUUUGAUGCUUAAUCGCUUUGCUUUACAACAUGAGGAUAGCACACCACCACCCAUCCGGAAUUCCUUCUUGAUUCUUUCUGUACUGCUGCUGCCACUAGUGUACCUAUUACUGCUACAAGAAUGUUUCAUGAUAUAUAGUAGAAUUUUGGGGGUCACACACUCACACCCUGUUGGAACCGGGAGGCGAUGGUGUUGGAUCUUGUGUAAUUUUUUCUUGAUUUUGUUUGGAUGCGGUAUUUCACCCUUUUGUUCUUCUUUUUUUCUCUGUUAUGGAUGGGAUUGGAUCAGAUCGAAUGGUGCAUCUUAGUCACACGUACUAUGCAAGAUGGUGGCGGAUCAAGAGCUGGAACUUAUGAGAUGUAGGCAUUGGCAAACUAUUUUUGUUGGAUGUUGAUGAUGAGAGUUUGUCGCAUUGCUAUCUGCUACCAAGGGCAUGUCAUCUACAGAGAGUGGCUGAGAGCUAGGCAGGAAAAAGACACUCCUGAUGGAAGUGUCACACCUAAGAUGUGGAUGUUAAGAGUACUAUCAUCUUUUUGAACAAAUGAAUAUUGUAAUCCUGCAAAUUGGGACGA
Messenger RNA from Panicum hallii, 1995 nucleotides. Its product is annotated as glucuronoxylan 4-O-methyltransferase 1-like. Bases 461 to 1366 code for a protein of 301 amino acids. The transcript has a single exon. Lineage: Eukaryota; Viridiplantae; Streptophyta; Magnoliopsida; Poales; Poaceae. The record is from RefSeq and is a predicted model, not a curated record. Gene Ontology annotation, biological process: xylan biosynthetic process.